Onthophagus taurus is the source of this 2405-nucleotide messenger RNA. The record is from RefSeq and is a predicted model, not a curated record. Lineage: Eukaryota; Metazoa; Arthropoda; Insecta; Coleoptera; Scarabaeidae.
CUAAUACUAGACCUAUAACUUGAAAGAUUUGGGUUUAGUUCUAGUUUUAUUCCAAUAAGAAUACACCUAAUUCUGUUUUUACGCGAACUUUUUUUACGCGAAUUUGAUAUAACACGAUUAAUAAAAUAUAUUUUAUUCUUUUUUUACUCGAUUUAAUUUGAUUUAACGCGAUGCAAGAAAUUUUAAUCUAGAAUAAUUUUGGAACUAAAAUUUCGUGUACGUGCAAGUAUGUGAAAGCGCUUGAAAGGUAUAUGAUUGUGCGAGAAUCGAUACCCCCUGAUUGCGCGAGCGCAUCAAUAGUUACAGGGGAUUUCCCUAAUUUUAUAUCAUCUCACAUCUGUUUUGGUUAAAAUAAUUACGAGUUUACAGUUUGGCUUCAAUGUUUAAGCGAUCUAAUCACAAUGUCAGCUACAAAACAAACAAAAAGAAAAGCUAUUUCUUUGGAAGUUAAAAUCAACAUUUUAGAUAAUUUAGCUAAUGGAGAUAGUGCCACCACUGUAGGGCAACGUUUCGGUUUAAGAGAAUCCACCGUAAGAACUAUAAAAAAAAAUGAGGACGCGAUUAGAAAAUCUGUAAUUGCUGGGACAAAAUUAAGUGCUCAUACAACAUCAUACACAAGAGACAUUGUGAAGCAAAAAAUGGAAAAGGCUCUUGUAAUAUGGAUGGAGGAUAUGUCUCAAAAACGAAUACCCGUUGACGGAAAUAACAUCAAGCAAAUGGCAUUAAAGAUUUACAACCAGAUUAAAGAAGCGGAACCACAAACAUCAGGCGAGAAAAGAAGAAAAUUUGAAUUUUCUGCUAGUACGGGAUGGAUGAAUGGUUUUCUACAACGACACGCGUUACAUAAUAUAAAGAUAAAGGGUGAAAUUGCAUCUGCAGAUGAUGUAGCAGCUAAGGAAUUUCCAGCAAAACUGGCUAAAAUAAUUGAAAAAGGUGGUUACACUCCAGAUCAGGUAUGGAAUGCGGACGAAACAGGCCUUUUCUGGAAGCGUAUGCCAAAUAGAACAUACGUAGCUAAAUCCCAGAAAACUGCCAGUGGGUUCAAGGCGGCCAAAGAUCGCGUAACCUUUUUAUUUUGCUCUAAUGCGUCUGGAGAUCGAAUGUUAAAACCCUUGCUUGUUAAUCGAGCUCUAAAACCACGGUCUAUGAAAGGUGUAAAUUUAGAUACCUUAUCAGUACACUGGACAGCUAAUAAAAAAGCCUGGGUAACUAGAGAAAUUUUUAAUGAAUGGUUUGUCAAACAUUUUAUCCCAGAAGUGCGUCGCUAUAUGAGCGAUAAAAGUCUUGAAUUUAAGGUUCUUCUGAUUAUAGAUAACGCACCUGGCCACCCACACAUAGAGCACCCGAAUGUUGAAUUUUGUUUUCUUCCUCCAAAUACUACUUCCUUGAUACAGCCGUUGGACCAAGGAAUUAUUGCAACCUUUAAGACCUAUUACGUAAAGCAAACAUUUCGAUACAUUUUAGAUAAAUUAACAAAUAAUAAAAAUGUAACGGUCAUUGACGCGUGGAAGAACUUUACAAUAAAUGACUGCAUCAAACAUGCUGGAUUAGCACUAUCCGAAUUGAAACCAUCAACUUUGAACGCAUGUUGGAGAUCUCUUUGGCCAGAAUGUGUAAAAAAUAAAGAUCAUGUGCCUUCUAAUAUGGAUCAAUACCCUAACAUCACAGCCUUAGCUCAUGAAAUAGGCGGAGAAGGAUUUGCUGAUAUAUCGUCUGCAGAUAUCGAUGAAUUACUAGAGGAUAAAGCACUUACUGAUGAUGAAAUCAUUAGUUUAGCGCUUGAGAUUCCCGAUGAUAAAGAAUGCAGUGAAAUUGACGAAGAGAUUCCUACCCUUACCGCAGAUGUAAUCAAAGAAGGACUACAACUCGCUGCUAAAUUAUGCGAUCAUUUUCAAAAGCAUGAUCCUAUUGAAGAAAGAUCUACAAAAUUUCAACGAGACAUUAAAUUAUUAAUGGGCAGUUAUCGUGAAUUGUAUAACAGCCUUAUCAAACCUGGAACACAACGAUCGAUAACAGAAUUUGUGACUAGAACCACUAACGCGGCAGCACAGCUUGAGAAGGAAAGCGCAUCGAAAAGUGAUAGCAAUUAGAAAUUAAUUUUCGUUUUUUUCACUAAAUAAUGAUUUUUUCUUUACUUUUAUUUUAUUAUUAUUUCAACUUAUGAAUUAUUUAUUAUUUUUAAAUAAGUUUUAUUAAAUAAAAGCACAUUAAAGUAACCGAAUUUAUCUUUCUUAAUCAUAACAUUUUAACCGAUUCUUCAAAUGUCGGAAACUAUCCAGUAUUUUUACAUAAAUACCGUAUCUUUUUUUACGCGAUUUUCUUUUACGCGAAUUUAUUGGGAACGUAUCUAUCGCGUAAAAACAGAAUUAAGUGUAUACAACAAUUUAACUCUGAAUAAUAACUAA